Messenger RNA from Salvia hispanica, 2160 nucleotides. NCBI's taxonomy places the organism in Eukaryota, Viridiplantae, Streptophyta, Magnoliopsida, Lamiales, Lamiaceae. The record is from RefSeq and is a predicted model, not a curated record.
GAUGCAUUUAGAAUUCUUCGGUUCGAGAUGAGUUGUGCAAUUGAUUUUGUUUCGAGCCGUUCAAGCGAAGAUAGAUCGAUUACAUUCCUAAAGAAGCAUUUUAUUCAGCUCAGAUUCAUGCAUUCUGAAAUGAGAGGAAUGGAAUUCUAUACUUUAGGCAAUUUUUAAUCAGAUUUGUGGAGCUUAUCAAGGUUUUAUCCUGCCCUAAAAUUAUCAUCCAUUUUUUUAUUGUUUUCUCUAAUUUCUUUGAUUUUUGUGUGCUAAUGCACAUUAUUAAUUUAUUAUCAAGACAAUUUGGGGAUGUUCUGGUGAAAUACGGCAUCCAUUUUAUUUUAUUUUUUGUUUCUUAAUCAUACAUGCGGAAAUAAAUUCGGAAUCAAUUUGGUUUUAAUGUAAACAAGACUGCAUUUUUAGGGCAUUUUAUUUUCUGUGAACAGAAAAAUUGGUAUUGCUUGCCUUAAAUAGUUGGAAGAUAUUGAUGAUUUUGGAGCAACGUGGAGAAUAAUUUCACCGUGCAACCUUAGUUUAGCAGAUUUUUUAUGAGAAGGUUGUAUGAUGUGCAAUGGGGUGGAAGGUGGUUUUACUCUCAUUGUUACAUAUUGCCACUGUGGUUGAUGCUAUGAGCCGGUCGGAGAGAUUUUUGUCCUUGGGUAUGUAUGUAGGAACUUCCGCCAUUCGCAAUUGGGUGGUUAGCAGCGCAGCCAUAUUUGUGUUGGUGGCUGUCAUUCUGUCCAUGUACUUGAUCUUUGAUCAUUUGAUUGCCUACAACCAGCCAGAGGAGCAGAAGUUCUUGGUGCCCAUUAUUCUAAUGGUUCCCGUAUAUUCUGUGGAAUCGUUUCUAUCACUGUUAAACUCUGAGGUUGCCUUCAAUUGUCAAAUUCUGCGAGAUUGUUAUGAAGCUUUUGCAUUGUAUUGCUUCGAGAGAUAUCUCAUAGCCUGCUUAGGUGGAGAGGAAAGUACCAUUAAAUUUAUGGAAGACCAAAGCUUGGUUACCUCUUAUACACCUCUUGUAGAUGAAGUUUAUGCUUAUGGCAUUGUUCAACAUCCUUUUCCAUUGAGUUGCUUUUUAAGAGACUGGAAGCUUGGUGCUGAAUUCUAUCAAGCUGUAAAAAUUGGUGUUGUGCAAUAUAUGACACUGAAGAUGAUAUGUGCAUUACUUGCAGUGCUUUUUGAAUCUUUGGGCGUUUAUGGGGAAGGAAAGUUUGACUGGGGAUAUGCUUAUCCCUAUUUAGCGGUAGUACUAAAUUUCAGCCAAACCUGGGCCUUAUAUUGCCUUGUGCAGUUUUAUUCUGUUACCAAGAAUAAAUUGGCACCAAUUAAACCCUUGGCCAAGUUUUUGACAUUCAAGUCAAUCGUCUUCAUGACAUGGUGGCAAGGUGUUGCUCUUGCCUUUAUUUUCUCAUUUGGAGCUUUUAAGGGGUCACUGGUACAGGUUCUGGAAGCCCGUAUACAAGACUACUUCAUAUGUUUAGAGAUGGGUGUGGCUGCUGUGAUACAUAUCCAUGUUUUCCCUGCUGAACCCUACAAACACGGAGAGAGAUGUGAGCGAAAUGUUGCUGUCAUGGCUGAUUACGCAGCCUUAGAAACUCCACCAGAUGCCGAAGAGGUUCAAGACUGCGAAAGAUCUCCCACAAUACCUGUUUCGAUGAUUACAGAGGGAGAAGAAACCCACCCGAAAAUCCACCAAAGUGUCUGUGACGUGCUCCUUGGAAGCGGUGGGAUUAUGGUUGAUGACGUGAAGUUUACUGUGUCCCAUGUUGUCGAACCAGUUGAAAGAGGACUGUGUAAACUGAAUAGAACUUUUCGCCAUAUAUCUGAAAACAUGAAAAAACAUGGGGAAUGCAAGAAUGAUUGCUGCCUAGUCCCAUUGAACUCGUCCCCGAAAGAAAUCGCUAGCACAAGCGACAACGAUCAUUAACCGGUUAUAUCAAAAUACAGAGAUACGCAGGUCUGUAAUGCAGUGCCCCGAAAUUGCAGAUGAAACCAUUUCUGGAAUCUCAACUAUUCAGGGAAUCUUUCUUUCUUUUUUUUAAUAGGUACAGGAGAUCUGCAUUUUAGUGUUAUUAUAAUUGUUAGUUUUAGAAGAAAAAAGAAAAUUACAGCAGUGUACUAUUAUUAUUAUUGUAGUUGGUAUUUUACUAGUAAUACUCUUGUGGGAUA